Molecule: messenger RNA, 213 nt
Organism: Colletotrichum graminicola M1.001
Lineage: Eukaryota; Fungi; Ascomycota; Sordariomycetes; Glomerellales; Glomerellaceae
Exons: 2
Coding region: 1-213 (70 amino acids)
Source: RefSeq, a predicted model, not a curated record
AUGGCGCGCACCUCCAUCUUCCGUCUUGGUUCGGCCUUCAACGCCGCCCUCCUCGCCUGUAUCAUCCUCAAGCACAUCUCCCUGGCCCUCGCCCGCUCCGCAGCCCGCCACGUCUGCAUGGCCUUCCUCAUGCCCAUCAUGAUUCUUCACCGUGGAGCAAAUCCCGCCGGCGGAGACGUAGUCGCCGGUAUCCCUUCCGCCGUCUCGCUUUGA